This is a messenger RNA of Microdochium trichocladiopsis, 1482 nucleotides long. RefSeq lists its product as uncharacterized. The record is from RefSeq and is a predicted model, not a curated record. The transcript has 3 exons. Bases 235 to 1293 code for a protein of 352 amino acids. NCBI's taxonomy places the organism in Eukaryota, Fungi, Ascomycota, Sordariomycetes, Xylariales, Microdochiaceae.
CAUUCAUCCCGACUGCGCAAUUAUAUAGUAGCAUAUACAAUCAACAUUAGCGGAGAGGUUCACCGAAGCUACCAAAUCCAUGGACCGCAACCAAGUCACAAAGCGACGAGGCCGCCCUCGGAAGCCCGCGGCUCCUCACAAGCCUGAUGAAGAAGUACGUCUUUACUCGGGCAUUUCAGUUCUAUCAAGACUAACACUAGGAAGCGUCGAAGAUCGCAACUGCGCCAGGCUCAAAUGACCUUCAGAGCUCGAAAGGAGGAGACCGAUAAAGCUCGUGAGAAACGUCUUCGUAGCCUUGAAGCCAUGGUUGACCGAAUAGGCAACGCCUUUUUCGAGCUAGCAGAUUAUAUCAUCGGUUCCGAGGUAUACAAGGAGGAUUUAGGCAUACUGGGUAAACUUGCAGCAACCACUACUCAAGUCUUGGUCUUAUCUCGAGAAAGCAACGACCACGAACCGAUGGGUGGACCAUCUUCACCAGAGCGAGACUCACUGCUCGAACCUCACCAAGAUUUGCACUUUUCUGCCCAAGUCUGCGUCGGGCAGUUGACUGCUUCACCUGCCGAGACUGAUCCAGGUCUACAUCCCGAUACUAUAUCUUCGAAUCAGUAUCCCAGCGACAAAGACAUUGCUGCAGAGCAUGACGGUGCUUCCACAAUUCAAAAUCCCUUUGGCAACGGUUGGUUCGCCCGACUUCCGCGACUUCUAGGCGGCCACCAAUCUUCAAAUGAUCCCUCGUCACUCGACCGCACCUCCUUCGCGUUUCGCCUACUCAUCAGCACUCUUGAGAAUGCAUACUGGGCCCUUGUUGGCGCAACAGAGGAGAGCACAACCCUGUCCGAUCGCAUGUUCAGGUUUGCCCUUUUGUACCACGACAAACAUGAGCUCCAGUUCAAUCUACGAUGGUUUCUUGGCCCUGGGAUUGGAGAGAGCUAUCUACUGAUGGAAAGAAACAGGGUGGAUAAACCUUCUAUUGCCAAAGCCAACGGCGAUUUGCUCAAUCCCGGGGUAGAUCUGGCAGCAGUCGAAGACUCUCAGAGAAACUUCGGUUAUGGGUUCCUCGGCUCCCAAGCUGCAUAUGAACUUUUCUCCACUGUCAAAGAUGUCGAUGAAUAUUUGAAAGAAAGGGGCGCACGUCAUAUUGAUUCUGAGAUUAUUGAGCUAGCAUUUGCGUAUCCAGGGUCUCUAACAACGACGCCUGAUGCCUCAAUAGCUCAAGUCUCUUCUACUUAUGUUCGCCACACUCACUCGUCAGCGCCUUUUCAAGAAUUUCAUGACAGCGUAACUUCUCGAUGACGAAGGGUAUCUCAAAUCCCCCAAAAACGCACUCAGCCCCGACGAGGCAACGUAUACGAGUGCAGAUACUAUUCCGACACUUAGCUGGGAUAUCGGUUUGUUUAGGACAAGGGCCAAGCUUUCAGCGCGGAGCAAUAGAAGAAGCCAUUAACGCAUCCGUUAUUAAUGAAUAAAAAUAUAAUGAACCAC